AAGGUGGCAGGAGUCGGUAUGCAUGUAUUGCGGGAAAUAUCAGCUCGCCGUGAAGUGCUUCCUGGAUGUAGGAGCGUGCCGCGAACAGCCUUUCUCGUCGCCAGCAGCCAAGAAAAUGCAAAUACUACGGCAAUUAGAUGUACAUCCGAAAGUGCGCGAGGAGGCUGACAUUCUUGUGAGGACUUUCAGCGGUGCCAUCGUUACAAUUAUUAGUACAAUCAUCAUGGGUAUACUCUUUAUGUCAGAAGUGAACUAUUAUCUUACACCGACAAUGAGUGAAGAAUUAUUUGUGGACACAUCGAGAGGUUCUAAAUUGCGAAUUAACUUAGAUAUAAUAGUUCCCACAAUAUCUUGCGAUCUUUUAUCAAUAGAUGCAAUGGAUACGACAGGUGAACAGCAUUUACAAAUAGAGCACAAUAUUUUUAAAAGGCGGUUAGAUUUAAAUGGUAAACCCAUGGAGGAUCCACAAAGAACAAAUGUUACAGAUGCAAAGGUUGUCAGUAAAACUACAGAAAAGGCAGUGGAGAUUGGUUCUACCACAGAAACUUGUGGAGAUUGUUAUGGAGCAGCCACGGAAUUAAUAAAAUGUUGCAACACUUGUGAGGAAGUGCGGGAAGCCUAUAGACUUAAAAAGUGGGCCCUUCCUGACCCGGCUAAUGUUAAACAAUGUCAAAACGACAAAUCGAUGGAAAAAAUUAAACAUGCCUUUACACAAGGCUGUCAAAUUUAUGGUUAUAUGGAAGUGAAUAGAGUUGGUGGAAGUUUUCACAUUGCGCCAGGAGACAGCUUUUCUGUGAAUCAUGUUCACGCGCAUGAUGUUCAACCUUACACUUCAACUCAUUUCAAUAUGACAUAUAAGAUUAGGCAUUUAAGUUUUGGGCUCAAUAUUCCUGGAAAAACAAAUCCUAUAGAUGAUACUACUGUAGUCGCCAAGGAAGGUGCUAUGAUGUUUUAUCAUUAUAUCAAAAUCGUUCCGACGACAUACGUCCGUGCUGAUGGUUCAACCCUUUUUACAAAUCAAUUCUCCGUAACGCGACAUGCAAAGCAAAUAUCUCUAUUAACUGGCGAAUCUGGGAUGCCGGGUAUAUUCUUCAAUUAUGAGCUAAGUCCACUCAUGGUAAAGUACACAGAAAAGGCAAAAUCAUUCGGGCACUUUGCGACGAACACUUGCGCAAUCAUUGGCGGUGUAUUUACCGUUGCCGGAUUGAUCGAUUCGUUGCUGUAUCAUUCAGUGCGUGCAAUACAGAAGAAAAUAGAAUUAGGAAAGUACAAUUAAUACUUACAUCUGACUGUAGCAACAUUGAUUACUGUUAAUCCUAACUCUAUUUCUUCGUAGAUACAAACGCGUUUGGACAUGAAACUUUCAGAAGUUCAAUGUCAAGUAAAGUUGUGAAAAUGAUUUAGGAUUAAUAUUAAUCUCUAAUGCGACGAGUCUUAGGUAAAUGAUUUAAGAACUAUGGCAAGUAUUAUUAAUUAUGGUUCUGCGGGAGCAUCAAUUUUCCAUCGAAGAUUGAACUUUUUGACA
Linepithema humile (Argentine ant) is the source of this 1525-nucleotide messenger RNA. Its product is annotated as endoplasmic reticulum-Golgi intermediate compartment protein 3. Gene Ontology annotation, biological process: endoplasmic reticulum to Golgi vesicle-mediated transport; retrograde vesicle-mediated transport, Golgi to endoplasmic reticulum. The record is from RefSeq and is a predicted model, not a curated record. Lineage: Eukaryota; Metazoa; Arthropoda; Insecta; Hymenoptera; Formicidae. Gene Ontology annotation, cellular component: endoplasmic reticulum membrane; Golgi membrane; endoplasmic reticulum.